Drosophila grimshawi is the source of this 2502-nucleotide messenger RNA. RefSeq names its product dolichyl-diphosphooligosaccharide--protein glycosyltransferase subunit STT3B (gene Stt3B). Gene Ontology annotation, molecular function: dolichyl-diphosphooligosaccharide-protein glycotransferase activity. The coding region runs from base 99 to 2423 and encodes 774 amino acids. The record is from RefSeq and is a predicted model, not a curated record. The transcript has 5 exons. Gene Ontology annotation, cellular component: membrane. Gene Ontology annotation, biological process: post-translational protein modification. Lineage: Eukaryota; Metazoa; Arthropoda; Insecta; Diptera; Drosophilidae.
GUGUGAUGGCCACACUGUAAUCGCCGGUAUUAUUUUUUAGGCUACGUGUCUCAGUUGUCUCCAAUUGUGUUAAAAAUUUAGGUGUGGAGGCAUUUAAAAUGAAUCGUAGCUCAAGGAUAUUAAAUAGUAAGGUUGCUGGCUACAGCAGCCUGAUAACAUUUGCAGUCCUACUCAUUGCAUGGAUCGCCGGCUUCUCGUCACGCCUCUUUGCCGUCAUCCGAUUCGAGUCGAUCAUCCACGAAUUCGAUCCAUGGUUCAAUUAUCGAGCGACUGCUUACAUGGUGCAGCAUGGCUGGUACAAGUUUCUCAAUUGGUUCGAUGAGCGCGCCUGGUAUCCCCUCGGCCGCAUUGUCGGCGGCACUGUUUACCCCGGCCUGAUGAUCACCUCCGGCAGCAUCCAUUACAUCUUGCAUGUUCUCAAUAUUCCGGUGCACAUUCGAGAUAUCUGCGUAUUUUUGGCUCCAGUGUUCAGUGGGCUCACAUCAAUCUCGACUUAUCUGCUCACGAAGGAGCUUUGGUCACCGGGCGCUGGACUUUUUGCAGCUAGCUUUAUUGCCAUUGUGCCUGGAUAUAUUAGUCGCUCUGUGGCUGGCUCCUAUGAUAAUGAAGGCAUCGCCAUCUUUGCCCUGCAAUUCACCUACUUCCUCUGGGUGCGUUCCGUGAAGACGGGUUCGGUUUUCUGGUCAGCAGGUGCAGCGAUUUCCUAUUUUUACAUGGUGUCUGCGUGGGGCGGAUAUGUGUUUAUCAUUAAUCUGAUACCAUUGCAUGUAUUUGUCCUGCUCAUAAUGGGCCGUUACUCGCCCCGAUUGCUGACCAGCUACAGCACCUUCUACAUCCUGGGUCUGCUGUUCUCGAUGCAAAUACCCUUCGUGGGAUUCCAGCCGAUACGCACAAGUGAGCACAUGGCUGCGAUGGGUGUCUUUGUGCUGCUCAUGGCUGUCGCCGUGCUGCGACACUUGCAAUCCGUGCUAUCCCGGAAUGAGUUCAAGAAACUCUUCAUUGUUGGCGGCCUGCUGGCGGCGGCCAUUGUCUUUGUUGCCGUCGUUGGAUUGACCAUGAUGGGCGUCGUCGCGCCGUGGAGUGGACGAUUUUACUCGCUUUGGGAUACGGGCUAUGCAAAGAUUCACAUACCCAUUAUUGCUUCAGUCUCGGAGCAUCAGCCCACAACCUGGUUCUCGUUCUUCUUUGACCUGCACAUCUUGGUCUGCGCUUUCCCCGUGGGUCUCUGGUAUUGCAUCAAGCAAAUCAACGAUGAGCGCGUCUUUGUUGUGCUCUACGCCAUAAGUGCUGUCUACUUUGCCGGCGUCAUGGUCCGCCUGAUGUUGACCCUAACGCCAGUUGUCUGCAUGCUUGCUGGUGUCGCCUUCUCCGGACUAUUGGACGUCUUCCUGCAGGAGGAUGCAUCGAAGCGAACCGGAAGUGUUAUGAACUCCGUCUCGGAAACAGAUGACCUCGAUGAAUCACUGGAGAAGAAAAGCUUAUACGAUAAGGCCGGCAAAUUGAGGCAUCGCACCAAACACGAUCCCACACAUGAGGGUGGCAUGAGCUCCAAUUUGAAGAGCAUUGUCAUUUUGGCGGUUCUGAUGAUUUUAAUGAUGUUUGCGGUGCAUUGCACAUGGGUCACAAGCAACGCGUAUUCAAGUCCCUCAAUCGUUCUUGCUUUCCACAAUAGCCAGGAUGGAUCGCGAAACAUAUUGGAUGAUUUUAGGGAGGCGUAUUACUGGCUGUCCCAAAACACUGCCGAUGAUGCUCGCAUAAUGUCGUGGUGGGAUUACGGAUACCAAAUAGCCGGGAUGGCCAAUCGAACAACGCUAGUUGAUAAUAAUACAUGGAAUAAUAGCCAUAUAGCUUUAGUCGGCAAAGCAAUGUCAUCAACUGAAGAGAAAUCGUAUUCAAUCAUGACGUCUCUGGAUGUGGACUAUGUAUUAGUUAUAUUUGGAGGAGUCAUUGGUUAUUCGGGUGAUGAUAUCAAUAAGUUCCUCUGGAUGGUGCGCAUUGCGGAAGGAGAACAUCCAAAAGAUAUUAAAGAAUCUGAUUUCUUUACGGACCGUGGUGAAUUUAGGGUAGACGCCGAGGGGGCUCCUGCCCUACUUAACUGUCUUAUGUACAAGUUGAGCUACUAUCGCUUUGGAGACUUGAAACUGGACUACAGGGGUCCUUCUGGAUAUGAUCGGACUCGUAAUGCUGUAAUAGGCAAUAAAGAUUUUGAUUUAACUUACUUGGAAGAAGCGUAUACCACAGAGCACUGGCUGGUUCGAAUCUACAGAGUUAAAAAGCCUUAUGAGUUCAAUCGUCCGUCUUUAAAGAUAAAAGAUAGGCUUAUUCCACCAACGAACUUUAUAUCCAGAAAGAACUUGAAAAGGCGCAAGGGAUUAAUCAGAAAUCGACCAACUGUUGUCAAAGGAAAGAGAUCUUUAAAAUAAAUUAUAUUUUUAUUUAUUUACUUGAAUAAAAUCGAAAAUUAAAUAUGUUAGCACAACAUUGUUCGAAAAACUUUUAUGA